Molecule: messenger RNA, 3072 nt
Organism: Dermacentor albipictus
Lineage: Eukaryota; Metazoa; Arthropoda; Arachnida; Ixodida; Ixodidae
Product: short-chain dehydrogenase/reductase family 9C member 7-like
Biological process (GO): steroid metabolic process
Cellular component (GO): intracellular membrane-bounded organelle
Molecular function (GO): oxidoreductase activity
Source: RefSeq, a predicted model, not a curated record
CUCAACGCCCGUCAAGGGAUAGUCGGCUAGGUGUGCGGAGUGCCCGGAAGGACCGACCCACCGGCCAGCUCGUGAACCUCUGCGUCGUUCGUGACCGCGAGUCUCGGGUGAAAAAGAGCGCGAAAAAGGGAGAAAGGAAAACGCGCGCGCGAGCGUACGCUCUACACAAAUCGCCUGCCCGCCCCGCGCUUCAACACACGCGGGACCUGAAAGAACGUGAUUUAUACCUACGAGUCUGCGUUUUGCCUGGUGUGCGCCGGAGCACGCGGUCAUCUCGUGUGAGGAACGUCAAUGGCUUUCCGUUUCUUGUCGCUGGUGUGCGUAAAGACUUGACGACUGCUGCCCUCCCAUCAGGAUGCGUGUCUCCAAAAGAAGCGGAUGGGAGGACUUUUACCGCGAGCUCGCGGUGUACCUGCUGACGCCGACGUUGACCUACUUCGCGCUGCGGCUGGUGCCGGCGCUAUGGACGCCGCUGGUGUACGCCUCCUGCGCCAUCGGAAUGCCCGUGGUGUGCGUCUUCACGCUCGGAUACUUCCUGUACAGUCUGCUGCCGGACUCCGGCGUGUCGGCUACGGGGAAGGCGGUGCUCAUCACGGGCUGCGACACCGGCUUCGGCCACCGGCUCGCCAUUCGCCUCGAUAGGCUGGGCUUUCAAGUGUUCGCGGGCUGCCUCUUUCCCCACGGUGAAGGUGCCAGGAGUCUCCAGCUGAAGGCAUCCAGCAAGCUUCACAUUGUGCCGCUGAACGUUACGAAGGACGAAGACUUCCGCCAAGCCGUGGAUUACGUACGUCAAAACCUCGACGGAAACGGUCUGUGGACGGUAGUGGCCAACGCCGGCGUGUUCGGCGCCAUGGAGCUUGAAUGGUGGAGCAUCAGCGAGAUGCAGCAGCACUUCGACAUCAACGUGUUUGGUUGCGUGCGCACCGUUCAGGCCUUCCUGCCGCUGCUGCGCCAGUCUAAGGGGCGGAUUGUGCUCACCGCGAGCUACGCUGGUAGAGCCACGGCCUCCUGGAACAACGUGUACAGCAUGACCAAGCAUGCGGUGAUUUCCUUGGGUGAUGGACUGCGGCGAGAGUUGAUGAAGUGGGGCAUCUCGGUCAUCCUCGUGGAGCCCACCUACUACAAAACUGCCAUACUCCCGAAGCCGGAGAACAUCGUCAAAAAGUACAAGGAGAGCGAUCUGCCCCGGGAGGUGAAAGACGCCUACGGCGACGACUACGUCUCCGAGAUGGCCGACAUCUCGGUCAACACGAUGUCGUUCUUCGCGCGCGACAACGUCGACGAAGUCGUGGACACCCUCGAGAAGGCGGUGUGCUCUCGACACCCGAGGCAGAUGUACCGCUGCGACGGCUUCGUCCGCUGGCUUCUCGUGGUCGUAUUCCUGUGCUUCCCCCUGGUGUUUCAGGACCUCCUCGACUACCUCUUCCUGCACCACCACGCGGUCGGCCCCGACGGCAAGUUGGUCAAGAAGCCCUCCUUGCUCGAGAGGGUCACGAACAGGGUGAAAUCCAUUUUGGCACCGGAGAAGCUCAAAAAGUGAGCGCUGUCGUUCUCUGCGAGAAAAAGUACGAACGGAGGUGCGCAGCGCGCAAGUUUUGCAGUGGUGAUUCCGUAGAAGUAAGGGGAGCACCAAGCCAAGUCGCAAUCUGCGAUUCUGCCAUCGUCGCGAUGCGUAUGACUCGUAGAAGGCUGUGUGGCUCCGGCUGGAACUUCACGACGUCGCUGGAACUACUGUGCGAGAGACCUAGAUGUAUACUCUACAUGCAUUGUGCAUGGCACGCGCUGUGCGAACUGCAGUUGAGUCACCUGCAAGAAGGUGCUUUGAACAAGACUUACGGCGAGUGUCCUGUGCCACAUGGAUGGCGGUGUACAAAGCAGGAUGUACGCGGAAAAACUCUGUCGUGGGUUGUUUCACUAGUGAAACCGCAACUACUGUGCUAAAGCACAACGACGAAAAAGAAAGAAAAAAAAGCGUUAAGACGCGACUGAACACGGGCUCAUGAAUUUGAGGCAAAAAGUCAUCCUACACUGAAAAGUUAUCAUAUGGAGUUUGGUAACUGCAUGCGUUCAUGUGGCUUCCUAACAUUCACACAAAAUUUAUUAGUAUUUCUCAUAUGAGUUCAUUUUUGUAAUAACGGCAAGGAGACAUAGAAUCAACGGGACGCGUACGAAACGGCUUAGUACAGCGCUGCUGCAGCAACAAAUUCCAAGCUGCACAAUGCCGGAUGGGAGCGUUGACGCAUUUGCGACAGUGAGUAAUAGUGCAGUACAAAGCAUUUAUUUAAUCUGAAAAGAAAACGAGCAUUGAUGCUGGUAAAGCUUCACUAGCCGGUGGUUAGGGUGGUUAGUACCGAAGUACUGCCGCACCAACCACCAGCCGUGCCUGCCUUAGCAGCUGAAGCUAGUCGGUGGGUCUGAGCUAGACAGAUCUGCAUCUCGCUGGUCAGACAGACGCUGAUUAAGGUUGAGAAAUUCUUUUGAAAAACUUCCUGACCUUGAAUCAUGAUCACCAUCGUUCCUGAUCAGACAUUUCGCCAGACUAUUGACUUCGUCAAUUGCUUGAUCACGUUUCGCGUAGUGCUUUUACUUGCCAUUUCUUGUUAAUUAGCUUUCGUCUUUGUGCUUCGGCGUUGCUUCUCAGUUUUCUGAAAAGUGCGUGCUUAUGCCUUUCUCCUAGGCGUGUUGAAACGUCGCAGCUGCUACUGUGCUCGGGACAAAAACAGGCAGGACUGAUCGACCACGGAUGUGCAGCUGUGCCAGUGGCCUAUACUAACCAUACAUUUUCAUAUGUCAAAUAUUGACACGCCAGUGUGUACAUUUCUCUAAUAACCACAAGUCGCUUCCAUUUGAUAUACGUGCAGUGUGACAGCGAAGGUGCACUUUGCAGCGGUGUGACGUCCCUGAGAGUCUCGCUUGCGAGACUCGCUUACAGUUCUGCAGAAACAGUAAUCGCCUGCACUAGUCGAAAUCCAUUAAAACUGAAUGCUUGCGACCAAAAUUGUGUUCUCGUUAUUCUCGUACAUCUGUGCACAUAUUCUUUUUAGAAUAAUAAAGACCACUGUUACGGUCUCA